AUGAGUCGGACCAAGACGAGAACACCUGGGGGUCGUCGUCAAUGGAGCAGACCAACACUCACUCUCUGGGCGAUAUGCCUCAGCGGGAGGUGGAGGGUCGUGCCCAUGUUGGCGAUGACUGUUGGUGUAUUUAAUUUGUCAGAUUCUGAUAAACGACAACAAUUAGACUGGAGGAAAAGGUUUAUGAUAAUUUAUGGAAUUGCUCGAGGCCUUUUAUAUUUGCAUGAAGAGUCUAGCCAGAAGAUCAUACAUAGGGAUCAUACAUGGGAAAUGAACCCCAAGAUCUCAGAUUUUGGCCUUGCCAGGGCAUUUGGUGGAGAUCAGUCAAAGGAUAUUACAAGACGACGACCUGUUGGAACCCUUGGGUAUAUGUCGCCGGAGUAUGCCUACUGUGGGCAUGUCUCCACAAAAUCAGAUAUGUUCAGCUUUGGGGUGAUUGUUCUUGAGAUGGUGACUGGGAGAAGGAACAACGGCAUUUAUGCUUCCACAAGGACAGAUUCUUCCGAAUGCAUGGACUCCAUAUAUCUACUGAGCUAUGUAUGGGAGAAGUGGAGGACACGAUCGCUGGCGGACGCAGUGGACGCGUCCCUGGGUGGUCGGUACCGUGAAAACGAGGUGCUCAGCUGCGUGCAGAUUGGGUUACUGUGUGUCCAGGAGAAUCCAGCCGAUAGGCCGGACAUUUCAGCGGUGGUACUAAUGCUGAGCAGCAACUCCAUGUCGCUGCGGACUCCUUCUAAACCAGCCUUCUUCUUCGGCUCCGGCGGCCUCGCCGUGGAUGCUGGCGCCGGACAUGUGCUGUUGGGUACUGAUGAUUGCAAGAAUGAGAAUGCGGAGAGGAUGUACACGGUCAUAUGA
Molecule: messenger RNA, 855 nt
Organism: Oryza sativa Japonica Group (Japanese rice)
Lineage: Eukaryota; Viridiplantae; Streptophyta; Magnoliopsida; Poales; Poaceae
Source: RefSeq, a predicted model, not a curated record